Messenger RNA from Corythoichthys intestinalis (scribbled pipefish), 4498 nucleotides. Its product is annotated as gamma-aminobutyric acid type B receptor subunit 1-like. Gene Ontology annotation, cellular component: membrane; G protein-coupled receptor heterodimeric complex. Gene Ontology annotation, biological process: G protein-coupled receptor signaling pathway; gamma-aminobutyric acid signaling pathway. Gene Ontology annotation, molecular function: G protein-coupled GABA receptor activity. NCBI's taxonomy places the organism in Eukaryota, Metazoa, Chordata, Actinopteri, Syngnathiformes, Syngnathidae. The record is from RefSeq and is a predicted model, not a curated record. Bases 161 to 3136 code for a protein of 991 amino acids. The transcript is spliced from 24 exons.
GAGGGAGGAGGCUCAUCUCUUCUCUUUCCUUCGUCGUUGUACAUAGUGCAUGUCUGCCUCCUUUAUUUUCUUUUUCUUUUUUUGCGUUCGUCCGAGCAGAAGAGCAAGAAAAAUGCACACACUUUGAUUUGCUCUGCUUAUUUUCCCAUCUGGUGGAGCCAUGGCGGCGCUUUUGUUUCUGCUGAUUCUCCACGCUCUUCCAUCUCUUGUUGUGCCCAUACAUAAUUCAUCAACUGGAGGAUGCGCCAUCAUCCGGCCUCCGAGGGAUGGAGGAAUCCGGUAUAGAGGCCUGACACAAGAGCAGAUCCGCAGUGUUCAGAUCCUGCCGGUGGAUUACGAGAUCGAGUACAUCUGCCGGGGCAACCGCGUCAUCGUCGGGCCCAAGGUCAGGAAGUGCUUGCCCGACGGCACGUGGACGGACAUGACGCAGCACAGCAGCUGUCUGUUGCUGUGUCCUCGCGUUUGGACGUCGCUGGAGAACGGGCAGGUGACGUCCAGACCCCCUGGCCCGCCGGCGGAAGGCACGGCGCUCCACUACCGAUGCCACGGCGGCUUCGUGCUGGAGGGCCGCAACGUCAGCCGCUGCACCAAGACGGGAAAGUGGGAUGCGCCCAAGCCCGUCUGCCUCUACGACAAGAACAACACAGGCAAGAAGAAACUGUACAUCGGCGCGCUGUUUCCCAUGAGCGGCGGCUGGCCCGGCGGCCAGGCGUGCAUGCCCUCCGCCCAGAUGGCGCUGGACCUGGUCAACAACCGCAGCGACAUCCUGCCCGACUACGAGCUGGAGCUCAUCCACUACGACAGCAUGUGCGACCCCGGCGAGUCCACUAAGCUGCUGUACGAUCUGCUGUACACGGAGCCCAUCAAGAUCGUUCUGAUGCCCGGCUGCAGCGGCGUCUCCACCAUCGUGGCCGAGGCAGCUCGCAUGUGGAACCUCAUUGUGCUGUCGUACGGCUCCAGCUCGCCGGCGCUGUCCAACCGCCAGCGCUUCCCCACCUUCUUCCGAACGCACCCGUCAGCGACACUGCACAACCCCACCCGGGUGCAGCUCUUCCAGAAGUGGAAAUGGACCCGCAUAGCCACCAUCCAGCAGACCACCGAAGUCUUCACCUCGACUCUGGACGACCUGGAGCAGCGCGUCAAGGAGGCCGGCAUCGAGAUCAGCGUUCGGCAGAGCUUCCUCACCGACCCGGCUGUGGCUGUCAAAAACCUCAAGCGUCAAGACGCCCGGAUCAUCGUGGGGCUGUUUUACGAGACCGAAGCCAGGAAAGUGUUUUGCGAGGUGUUCAAGGAGAAGCUUUAUGGAAAGAAGUACGUGUGGUUCCUGAUUGGCUGGUACGCCGACAACUGGUUUAAGAUCAAAGACCCGGCCAUCAACUGUACCGUGGACAACAUGACCGAAGCCGUGGAGGGGCACGUCACCACCGAGAUCGUCAUGCUCAAUCCCGAGACCGUCCGCGGCGUCUCCAACAUGACUUCACAGGAGUUUUUGGGCGCCUUGAUGUCCCGCCUGGGCGGCAUGAACCCAGAGGAGACGGGCGGCUUCCAGGAGGCCCCGCUGGCUUACGACGCGGUUUGGGCGUUGGCGUUAGCGCUCAACAAGACUGUAGCGCCGCUCAAGGCCAAAGGGCGGCGGCUGGAGGACUUCAACUACAACAACAAGGACAUCACGUCCGAGAUCUACCGCGCGCUCAACACCAGCUCAUUCGAGGGCGUUUCGGGCCAGGUGGUGUUUGAUGCCCAGGGUUCCAGGAUGGCCAUGACUCUCAUCGAACAGCUUCAAGGGGGCAGCUACAAGAAGAUCGGCUACUACGACAGCUCGCAGAAGAACUUGUCGUGGUUCGGCAACGACGUGUGGAUCGGGGCGGGGCCUCCAGCGGACCGUACGGUGGUGGAGGAGGAAUACCGCUUCCUGUCGCAGAAGCUGUUCGCCGCCGUGUCUGUCUUCGCCGGCCUGGGCAUCCUGCUGGGCAUCGUCUGUCUCACCUUUAACAUCUACAACGGCAACGUGCGGUACAUCCAGAACUCACAGCCAUACCUGAACAACAUGACGGCGGCGGGAUGCAUGAUGGCGCUGGCCGCCGUCUUCCCGCUCGGCAUCGACGGACAUCACGUGCACCGAUCGCAGUUCCCCGUCGUUUGCCAGUUUCGCCUGUGGCUGCUGGGUUUGGGCUUCAGUUUGGCGUACGGCAGCAUGUUCACCAAGAUUUGGUGGGUCCACACGCUCUUCACCAAGAAGGACGAAAAGAAGGAGAAGAAGAAGCAACAGCUGGAGCCGUGGAAGCUGUACGCCACGGUGGGGGUGCUGUUGGGCGUCGACUUCCUGUCUUUGGUCAUCUGGCAGAUCGUGGACCCGCUUCACAUCACUGUUGAGAAGUUCACCCGAGAAGCCCCCAAAGUGGAUUUGGAUGUCCUGAUCCAGCCUCUGCUGGAGCACUGCAGUUCCGAGAAGAUGAACACGUGGCUCGGUGUGGUUUACGGCUACAAGGGUCUCCUGUUACUGCUGGGCAUCUUCCUGGCCUACGAGACCAAGUCAGUGUCCACGGAGAAGAUCAACGACCACCGGGCGGUGGGCAUGGCCAUCUACAAUGUAGCGGUGCUUUGUCUGAUCACGGCGCCGGUCACCAUGAUCCUGUCGUCGCAGCAGGACGCCUCUUUCGCCUUCGCCGCCCUGGCCAUCGUCUUCUCCGCCUACAUCACACUGGUGGUGCUCUUUGUGCCAAAGAUGCGUCGCCUGAUCACGCGUGGCGAGUGGCAGUCCGAGCAGCAGGACACACUGAAGACGGGCUCGUCCACCAACAACAACGACGAGGAGAAGUCGCGGCAGCUGGAGAGAGAGAACCGCGAGCUGCAAAAGAUCAUCCAGGAGAAAGAGGAGCGCGUGUCUGCCCUGCGCAACCAGCUGGCCGAGCGGCAAGCCCUGCGUAGCCGCCGCCGCCCGUCGGCGGGCCAGAACCAGAACCACAACGCGGCCCAGCCGGACCCCAAGUCCCUGCUGCCCCCGCCCGGCUACCCCAGCGCCGACAACCACUCGCUGCCGCCGUCUUUCUCCAACUCAUCCAACUUGUACCCCGGCGAGAGCAAGAUGAGCCGCAACCACUGUCACAACAGCCAGAUUCCGCUACUCUACAAGUAGGGCGGAACCGAGGUGGACCACAAGGGCGGGGCUCGGGACCACCUCACACCAACACUGUCGCUAACGGGAGGGCAGGCAGCGAAUGGUCGCAUUUCGGGGUCGUCGACGGCAGUAGACGUCGGAUCCGUUUCCGAUAAACUACUUUUUAUUAUACAACAUGCUAUUAAUCGUAAUUAAUUCCAAGCGAUUAAUCACGAUUAAAUUGAUUCCAUAUAUAUAUAUUGACUGUACGUUAAGGGUGGGUAAAUAAACGCAGAGUUAACUCACAUUAAUUAACACGGUUGACUUUUUUUUACUGUGCGUUCUCAUUUUCACACUAAGAGUUGAUCGCUAAAGUUGACCAAAAAUGAAAAUUUACCUAGUGUUGCUUUAAAUACCCGGACGGAUUCGACGUUUAUCCCCGUCAAUGUUAGUCCCGUCAGAGUAAAUGUGUGAAUGUCAAUACUGUGUGUAUUUAUGUUGCAAAUGAGUGUGUUUGUGUGUCCUAUAUUCUCUUGUCCUGCUCACUUUUUUUGUCCAAUUGAAGCCAUUUCCAAGUGACGCCCCCCUGAAUAAAAUAUUACUGCCUUUUUGUGAUUGGCGGUCGGUCGCCAUGGCCACAGCAAGCACAUCUCAGACUCUGAGGCACAGGAGUCAAUCCCCUGUCUUUUUUGUGGAAACGUUACACAACCUUUUGUACUCUCUUACACACACACAUCGUUGUUGUCAUGUUUGACGAGGAAGGCGGUCCCCGUUUUGCACACGACCCCCCGCCCCGCCCAUAAACAUCCAAGACACUUUGGUCAGCUGUUAGCUGACGUUUAUCUGCAUGCGCUAACAACUUUUGGACUUGUGUACAUAAAUGAAGAACACAAGCACAAUUGAAUUAACAUGAGAACGGCAUGUGCUCUUCACACAAUAAUGACACAAUUUUAAAGCACUUUUUUAUGUUAUACGGCGAAAUUUUUGUGUUAUUUUAGUUUUUUUUACUUCAGUGUUUUCAUUUUGGUACGGUGACACAGUCACAUGAUAAGCACAGCUUUGAUGUUAAUGAUAAAUGUUUGUUUAAUUUAGUCAAAUGUCGUUAUUGCAAUCCAUGUUAGCUCAGGGUGCAGGAGUGGUUAUGAGAUUGAAAUAAAUAGGCCAUAUUUAUACAUAUUUAUGAAGAGCGGAGUUAGAUUAACGGUGUAUCAGAUACUGUAUGUCACGAAUGCAGAACUACGCUGUUAAAUCUUGCACAUGUACGCAGAUGUUUGUGGAAGAAGUCAUAUUUGUACUCAUUCUAUUGUAUAAGAUCAUAAAUGUUCAGAUAUUUCCAAAGUAUGUGUAUGCAAAUAUGUGAGUUCCAUUAAAAAGUUUUACUUUAACUGUAUCACCAGACUU